GCUAUGCAGGCUUAAAAUGAGCGAGAACAAAAAAUACAGCAGGUAUUUCGAUUACUGAUUAUUCAUAAACUUACUAUAAAACUCGUUUUUCUCGAAAAGCUUAUAUUAGAACCUUAUAACUCUAAGCCAGUAAUAUGUGGUCACUGUUAGGCAACAUUCAGAGGUAAAAUGCAAUUGAAUAAUCAUAAAAUCAAGAAACACCCUGACUGUAUUGCAUCCAUUUCUAGUAAAAUAUAUGAAUAAGCAUGUGCUUAUAAAACUGCAAUCAAUAGUAAUUUUGCCAUAUGUGGAAAUAUACAGAUUGGGUGUAAUGUGAUAUUCAAAAGGACAUGGAGACUGAAUGCUCAUAUACUCAGGAAAUAUCCUUAGUUUAUUUCAUCCGGUUCUACAAAUAUAUUAUGUUCUAUCCACGCACCGAGGGAACGCGAACGGGAAAUGUGUGCGUUCUAUACAGGCUGUCCGCAAAGUUGGGAUUUUACACAGCAUAUAGAUAAUGACAAAUAAACUGUUUUUCCUAAUAGCAUAUACACCAGUCUAAAGAUAACCUACAUCAUGUCGAAAAUGAAAGGUGAGAAGGCAUCUUUAGGAUUGUCAUUUAGGUUUUUCGGGCUGUUGAGCCGUGGUCGGGUUGGAUUUGAUCCAGAGCUUUCGGCUACGUCUGCGGUAGCCAUCUUCAGUGGCGCUGUCGGCAAGAGCGAAGUGCUCGGCUUGGCGGGUCGACUGAAACUGAUCCGUCAACUGGAUGGGCGUGGGGUUUUAUAGGCGAUCGGCAGACUGAGGAUUGAGCUGUCUGGUGGGGGUACUCUGGGUCCCUUGAGUGACGUGCUUUUAGCGCAGUGAUUUUUAGAAUUGGAAACCACGUUUUGUUUAAAGCAAUGGCGUCUUCUUUUCUAUUGAAAUUAUCAUUGAAGAUGGCUACCGCAGAUGUAGCCGAAAGCUCUGGAUCAAAUCCAACCCGACCUCGGCUCAACAGCCCGAAAAAUCUAAAUGACAUUACAAUUAGCCGUGAAAGCCUUCAUUCUUCAAUUUCAUCUUUAGGAUUGUUUGCAAUUUUAUUGAGGGUUCCAAUGAUUUGUAUGCCUGGAAUACCGUCGAAAGCUUAUAUUUGUAGAGUGGCCUUGAUGGUUAACCCUUAAUUACUCGCAUGGGGUCAAAGCAGUUUCGCAUUCAAAAACGAAGGAUUUCCCGCGGUCCUAAUUUCCCCGCGCCCCCGCUAGCUUGAGACCGCGCGUCGACGUUUGUGUUUUAGUAGCGACGAUGUCACAGGAGUCUAAGGACACGUCGUUGCGCUUUUGAGCAGUGACCCCGUGCGACUAAUUACGUUACUUUUUUGAAAAAGGUAAGUUGCUUAUUUUAUGUAUUUUUUGUGUUUUAUUGAUCCGAUUUGUAUUAUUGAAUGUCCAGUUUAUAAAUUUAUUUAAUAAAUAUGUUUUGUGUAGUUUUAUAAAAUGAAAGUACCGAAAAAUUACGUUUUACUAUGAGUUUUGU
Acanthoscelides obtectus is the source of this 1488-nucleotide messenger RNA. The record is from the annotation of a GenBank genome assembly. Lineage: Eukaryota; Metazoa; Arthropoda; Insecta; Coleoptera; Chrysomelidae.